Nakaseomyces glabratus is the source of this 5358-nucleotide messenger RNA. RefSeq names its product Net1p (gene NET1). Gene Ontology annotation, biological process: negative regulation of septation initiation signaling; rDNA heterochromatin formation. Gene Ontology annotation, cellular component: nucleolus. Gene Ontology annotation, molecular function: phosphatase activator activity; rDNA binding. Lineage: Eukaryota; Fungi; Ascomycota; Saccharomycetes; Saccharomycetales; Saccharomycetaceae. The record is from RefSeq and is a predicted model, not a curated record.
AUGUAUAAACUACAGGUCUUAUUGGUACCCCCAAGUAUACAAAAUAAUAACUUUUCGUUAAACUAUAAUUAUGGGCAAGCAAAUAAUUCAAUCGCCGAUCAAUCUCAGCAAUUGCCGAAUAAAGUGAACGGUACUUUUAAUAAUACAUUUAAUGGUCAGUCGCAACCUGAUAGUUCGAUUUUUCCUGUACUGACAAGGAGUAACAGUUCCUUGCUUACACCUAACUACUAUGCACAGAGAAGUAUGAAGAAGUUCUUGCAUUUUACCAAAGCAAAUAAUACGUUGUUAGAUCUUUCUGAUGAGAUAAAUGAUAAAUGCAAGGCAAUGUACCCUUCUCUUGAGGCCGAUUUGGACAUAUUAAGUCUACAAGAUAGUAACGGUUGUGAUUUAGAUCCUGACUUUGUCGUCAAGGAUGUAUUUAAUGUGGAUAACAUAGUAAGAGUAAUAUUAAAUGACGAACUUGAUAUAUCAGAGAUUACUCCUGUCUCGUCAUACCGUUCGAUAAAAAGAAGGAGGCUGAAUCCCGAAUCUCUUGCAGAUAGCAAAGAUCAAUCAGAUUUUGGGGUGGAGUCACAAUCAAUAAAGGUGGUAAAGAAAAGAGGCUCAACUUCGAAUGUUAUUAAAGGUCAAUCUAAUAUUAAUGGUAGAAUUUCUACACCGCUAGCUAGACAAUUGUAUCCACCUAGCGCAAUUUUCGAACCUCAGAAUUCGGAUGAUGAAGAAGUUGCUGAUCGUUCUUUUCUUCCUCCUCCUAUACAGCCAGGCUCCCCUCCGAUUAGAAUUAGUUCCGGCAUAGAUACGAAUGUGAGAAAGAUAACAUCUAGAAUUGGAGAGCAAGAUACUGUAUCUAGAUCAGCCACUGUUGAUCCAGAUAAAUCUAGACAACAGAGACUUCUUUCAGGAACUCCGGUGAUGUCAACUAUGACACCCAAUCGUGUAACAUUGACAGGACAAAGGGUUAUAUCUGAACAGAGACCCAAUGAUUCCGUUCUAACUUUCACAAACAGGCAUAUUAAUGAACCAAGUCAUUCAAGAAGAAUAACUUCAGGAAUGCUACAAAUUCCUGAACCAAAGAUUGCAGAGAUGGAGAAAGAGCUUCUUGAGGGGCCCUCUAGCCCAUCUACCAUUUUGCCUCCUAUUCCUGAUAAGAUUCCCAUGAAAAAGCCAUUUAUAGAAACGGAAAGAUAUUAUUCAGAGGACAGUUCCGAAACUGAAAGUAACUCUGGUGAGAUCAAUGCUAAGUCCUCAUUACACCGCCAGACUUCAAUUGCUGAUAAUAAUGGGUCCCCGUUAAGGACUAAUUUUCUUAAUGAAGCUGUUCACUUAGCAGAUUUACCUGAGUUGCAGAAGUCUGAGAAAGCUAGCAAACCCAGAAAACAGGUUUAUGGUAGCAUUACUGUUAAUUCAAGUAAUUUGCAACCGAUUCCUAAUAACAUUAAUAAUUAUGUUGAAACUAAUGCUACAAAGGUGAGAUCUACUGUCAAUGAUUUUGGUAUCUCAUCGUCUUCUGAUGACGAAACAACGUCAGAAACUCAUUCCAAAAUGUCUGAUGAGGAUUAUGAAUCAUCUGAUAGUAACAAAACCAUAUUUGAAGAUGAUGAUGAUGAUGAUGAUGAUGAUGAUGAGGCUAACUCAACUGUUGUCCAUAUCCCAACCAAACCUGUCCUGACCCGAAAGAGUAAUAAAAAGAUUUUUCAGAGAGAUGAACUACUCAGGCUAAUGGAAGGAGACAGAGACGGCUUGCCUGUUUCAAUUAAGAGAGAGCUUUUAAAAAUGUAUCCUGAUUUCCCACCUCAAAAACAUGACAAAAAACUGGGUCCUGAAUCGAAAUUACAUCCUAGUCAUAAUGCCAUACCUAAAUCUCCAGGUAGUGAUGGAGAUAAGCAAAAAAAUAGCGCACAAAUUCCCCAUAUUGAAUAUUCUUCAGAAGAAUCUUCAGAUUCUCUUUCCGAAAUUUAUGUUGAGGAGGUGGAUGAAACUACGAAAGGACAGAAGAAAAAACCGAACAGACGGAACAAGAACAGUGAGGAGCCAUUGUCUGAGCUACAUCCACUAAAAGAAACAGUAAUUGAUAUAAAGCAAAAUGGAAACAGAUCAGUCAAAGAGAAUAUUACAGAAUCUUUAGACUCAAAUAAAGAACAUGGAGAAUCGGUAGGGAAGAAUGAUUUUGACGUUAACAAUACAGAAGAGAUGAGUCGGCACCAAGUGAAUAGUAAUUUACAUGAAUUACCCAUAAAGGUGCAUUCCACUGAUUCCUUAUCUGAGACAAAUGCUAGAAAUGAAUCAGGAGAUAAUGCAUAUAAUUACAAAACUUCUAAAAGUGCUGAUCAGAAUGAUGAUUUAGCGUCUACUGCGAAUAAUGAUAUUUUCAAGUCACUGGUAGAUUUCAGAUCUUUAGUAGCUAAAAUUAAGAAAGAUAAAUCAGAAAAUAAUCCUAAUGGCUCUGCUAUGCGUGAUAAUAGCCAGGGUAGUUCAAACUCACCUGUUUUAAAUUCAACAAGUUUUCCGAAUGUUGUAAAUAACGCUGCCUUUGGAUCUACAUAUACAAGAAAAGAUACUGAUAAAAACGUUUCUUUGAAAGAUAAUUCUAAGUUGGUGUCUAGUGCUGUCAAUGCUUCUGCCUCUCAAAAUGAACAAGGCCCACCAAUAUAUCCUCCUGAAACUGAGCGUUCUGGAAAAGAGUUAAUUGAAUCGAAAAUAAAGGGUUUACCACCAUCUAAACUAAUACAAGAAAAAUCAAGCACCUUCCGGACUCCUCAUUCUAAAAGUGCGCAGACUACUAGUCCUAUUGCAGAGGUAGUUUCAGGACAUGAAGUUGCUGUUAAACAGAUAGAGGAUAUGCAACAAUUUAAACCCCUGGACGUUAGGAAAUCAACAUCUACUUCUCUUCUAAAGAAAAUACCAGCCAAGGAUGUUCCUGUCACUCAAGUAAAGAAUACGCCAUCUACGAAGGCAGUACAGGACAAAGAGACUGUUGGCCCGGCCACACAGCAUAAGUCCACACAGUUGGAGGCCAACUCAGUUCCCAAGAAGGUACCAGCCAAGGAUGUUCCUGUCACUCAAGUAAAGAAUACGCCAUCUACGAAGGCAGUACAGGACAAAGAGACUGUUAGCCCGGCCACACAGCAUAAGUCCACACAGUUGGAGGCCAACUCAGUUCCCAAGAAGGUACCAGCCAAGGAUGUUCCUGUCACUCAAGUAAAGAAUACGCCAUCUACGAAGGCAGUACAGGACAAAGAGACUGUUAGCCCGGCCACACAGCAUAAGUCCACACAGUUGGAGGCCAACUCAGUUCCCAAGAAGGUACCAGCCAAGGAUGUUCCUGUCACUCAAGUAAAGAAUACGCCAUCUACGAAGGCAGUACAGGACAAAGAGACUGCUAGCCCCGCCACUGAGCAUAAACCCUCAAAGCGCGUUGACCGUAAAGUCUUGGAUAGCACACAGAAGGAAAUCUCCAUUACCCAAAAUAACAGUGUGCAGUCAAAGAAAGUAGUACAGGAUAACACUGUGGAUGUAGCUAGUCAUAAACAGCAAGACCCAUAUGUAUCAGCUAGAGAUACAUUGUACACAAAAUUGACUGGAGGUGAACAGGGUGAUAACCAUUUAUCGACGAGCAAAGCAACUGCGAAAGUUGAUUUACCUACGAAAAAACUGCCUAAUGCAAGUAAUGGCAAUGUAGUUAUCUCACAAUCACCUUCUGAUAUAAAUGCCUCCCAAACUUCAACUAAAAACAAAGUAACCCCAUCUUCAGUUGAGAAUCAAUCGGGGUCAAGUAAAAAUCCAAAUAUUGCCAGUAAAAAUAAACAAGACAUUACGACUUCAGAAAAGGAUAAUAGCAUUUCUUCACAGUUUACAAGCGAGGUUGAUAAACAUGUUGAGGGCAAUGAUUCUAAAUCAGGUAUACAUGUAAGAUCUUUUGAUAAUGUCAAAAGUGCACCAUCAGAAAAAGAUCUAAAUAGUAAUACUGCUCCGCCUGUUAAUAACUCACAGAAGACCAAUGGCAGAAAUGGUUUAGACGAACAGUUGGAGCAACGAGUGGAAACUGUUACUAGAUUGCCAAGUCCGGUGAAAAAUAAAAUCAGGGAGCAACAGAAUAGAGUUAAUGGUAAAAGCCAGCAAUUAGAGGCUGUGACUUCGCCUGAGACAACUGCUGUCAUUGGGCGCUUGGAUGGGAACAAUAGUAAUGUCAUAGGUAACCAAUCAAAGAAACAAACAGGUACUAAAGAGGAAACUGAUAAGAAGAUAAGAGUGACACAUAAUAAUACCAAACGAGACUCAGCAACUACUGCUGAUUUAGGAAGUAUGGGUCUUGGAUCUAGAAGUAAAAAUGAAGGCUUGAUUGAUGUUUCGAGUAAUAUGGACCCUAUCUCAACCUCCGAUAAUAUGAAUCUUAACACUAAAGUUGCAGUUGGUAGUAGUUCACCGGCUCUAGUUGAUACCCAAAUGAAUAGAAUGAAUAGAAAUCCUGAUACUGACUCAGUAAAUUCAGUAUCUUCGCAGCUUGUAAAUAAAGCAGGUAUUGUUAGGGGUAUUUCUGGACAUAAUCAUGACACAGCAACUGAAGAAAGUUCGACCGAUGAUAGCUCCACUGAUGAAUCAUCUGAUGAAUCAUCAUCAUCUGAAGAUGAGAGUAAAGAUUAUAGAAAGACCAGGAGGUUGAUUGUUGAUGUGCCUAAAGGACCUGUAAUUGACAAAAAAAUUACAUCAAGUUCUAUUGAUCAAGAACAUCAAAAUAAUUCAGUUCAACAAAAUGACAACAAGAUUGAAGGCAAAAAAAUUGAAGCAACAACGUCUGGUAGCAACAGCACAAAAAAAGAACCCUUUGUUGGCGUGCUACAGGCGUUACCUGAAAAGAUAAGGCCUUCGCUAAGCUCUUUAUCAGAUUUAGUCUCUCGAGGAAUCCCUGAUGUAAGAGAGUCCACAAUCAAAGGUAGAAGCACGGCUCACCAAAUUGUAGGUGGAAAAGGAAAUUCCUCUAAUGUGUCUUUCUCACUUGGUGUCAGCAGUUCCCAACAAAAGAGUUUGGGAUAUAAGCCUACUGUAGAUAAGCAGGCAUCAGGUGUAACAAAGCAAAUACCAGUGAAACCACUGUCUAAUUCCGAAUCAAGUUCAGAGUCAAGCACAUCGGAAUCCAGUUCUGGGUCCGAAUCUGACUCUGAUUCAGAUAGUGACUCUAACACGAGCUCGGACAGCGACUCUGAUUCGUCAUCUGAUUCUGAUUCAAAUGAUGGUAAGUCCAAAAAGAAAAGCAAAGCAGUAGAUUCAUUUAUCAGUGCUAAAUCAGCUAGUAGUGCACUUAAGAAGAAAAAGAAGUCAACAGGCUUUGCUUCACUAAUACGAGACUCUAAAAAAAGGUGA